AUGUGCUCUCUCAGUGCAGCCAAUGCCAAGUUCUGUCUUGACUUUUUCAGAGAGCUGAACAAAAGAAAAAGAAAUGAAAACAUCUUCUUCUCCCCAUUAAGUCUGUCAGCUGCCUUUGGAAUGGUUGUCCUUGGAGCCAGGGGCAGCACACUCGAGCAGAUUGAGAAGGUCUUUCAUUUCAGAGAAGUUUUGAGCAGUACGAGACAGGAAAACAGAUACCCUUCUGAGGAGUGUGAUGAAGAUGAAGGAGUCCAUUCCCAGUUCCAGGCUCUGUUGGCCGAAAUCAGUGAACCUGGACCAGGCUGCUGUCUCACCAUUGCCAACAGGCUCUUUGGAGAAAUUACUUAUCCAUUCUUCCAGCAAUACUUGGAUUCCACAAAGAAAUUCUAUCGAGCAGAACUGGAACCAGUAAAUUUUAAAUACACUGAAGAAGAAGUCAGAGACAAAAUUAACUUCUGGGUUGAAAAUGAAACAAAAGGUAAAAUCAAAGACCUAUUUGCUGCUGGUUUUAUUGAUCCCUCUACUGUACUUGUCCUGGUCAAUGCUAUAUAUUUUAAAGGAAAGUGGGAAGUAGAAUUUAAGAAAGAAGACACUAAGGAAGCAUAUUUCCACCUGAACAAGAAUGAGAGAAGAAAAGUGCAGAUGAUGUUUCAAGAAGGGUAUUUUAACAUGACCAUCAUAGAGGAACUGAAAACAAAAGUCAUAGAGCUCCAAUACUUCAAUAAUGAACUGAGCAUGUUCAUUCUUCUUCCUGAAGACGAUUGUGAGGACUUCACUGGCCUAGAACAGCUUGAAUGUGCCCUCACCUACGAAAAACUGGCAGAAUGGACCAGCUCGGCUACGAUGCAACCACUGAAAGUGAAGGUGUACCUGCCCCAGUUCAAGAUGGAGGAAAGUUAUGUUCUCAACAGCACUCUCCAGGAGAUGGGAGUGAUGAAUGUUUUUGACUGGGGAAAAGCUGAUUUGUCAGGAAUCUCUAUGAAAGAUGGCUUGGUUGUGUCCAAGGCCAUCCAGAAGACAAUCAUGGAAGUCAAUGAAGAGGGCACUGAAGCAGGUUGUUCCAUGGGGCUUCUUGCAAUGCCUCUGUGUUGCCCAGUAACUUGUGAGUUCAGAGCUGACCAUCCAUUCCUCUUCUUCAUCAGACACAACCAAACCAACACCAUUCUCUUCUUUGGAAGAUAUUCCUCUCCUUAAGUGGAGGUUAUAUUGGAAAUUGGCUCUUUUUUCCCACUUACAUCCCAACUGGCAAGCAAUAAGGAUAAAAGACAAAACAAAAGCCAUUUCUCUAGAUUUUAUCCUAAAGUCUAGUUUGCUGUAAAUAAAAAUACUAUCUGAGAAGACCCAAAUUAAAGAUAAAACCCUAAACCCCAUGAAUUUUAGGCAUAUUUUACUUUUAGGAGACCUCAUGAAAAUGACAUCUACUUUAAAAUACACUAUGAGGUAUUUGCCAAAAUGCUAUAGUCCUCUAGAAGUAUCUUCAAAGUAAAUUUUACUUUGAGCCUUUCUUAAUGCUGUAGGGAUCCAAUAAACCCAUGACUUUAGUGCCCUGAAGAUAAGUGUUACCUUCUCUCACAUGAAGUAGACAGGAGGAUAGGGAUCUGCAUUAAAAGCAUAACCUCAGGCACUUGGUCUCUUUUAGCCUUACCUACCUAAGGUCUCAAGGAAAAUACCACUUUAUAGGGGAGUAUCAAAAUAUUCCCCUAGGGCCUCCUAUUAAAUACUGACUGGGGGCAGCGUUUCAAACUGGAGCUCUCAGGGUUUAUUCUCAGAGAGCAGAGAAGACAGAAGAUUUUCUGGUGUAAUUUUGCUUGCUCUCAAGAAAGGCAGACGCAUUGCUUUUUUUUUUUUGUGAAAGACCCUGUAUGUGUGACCAAGUUCUCCAUCUUCCUCAUAAACUCCCACAUAAUAAAACCAGGGUUUCAGAAUAAUGGAACAAUUUUCUGACAAGGCCUGCGCUGUGAUGGCUGGGAAUAAGACAUGUAAUUCUCACAUUAAAUUUUAAGUAGUGGUCACCCAUUCUCACUUCUAAGAGUCAGCUCUGUUUCAGCCUCAAGGUAGCAUGAGUUUCUUGUUCCAGCUAUUUUAUUAAUCAUUAACAUUAAAAAAUUUUAAAAAUCUGUAGUGAUGGUUUUUAAA
This is a messenger RNA of Vidua macroura (Pin-tailed whydah), 2136 nucleotides long. RefSeq names its product leukocyte elastase inhibitor A-like. Bases 1 to 1194 code for a protein of 397 amino acids. Gene Ontology annotation, molecular function: serine-type endopeptidase inhibitor activity. The transcript is spliced from 7 exons. The record is from RefSeq and is a predicted model, not a curated record. Gene Ontology annotation, biological process: negative regulation of endopeptidase activity. NCBI's taxonomy places the organism in Eukaryota, Metazoa, Chordata, Aves, Passeriformes, Viduidae.